UCACUAGCAAAGAAUGACUUAAUGACUGAGCCACCAUCAUUUUUUGGACCCAGAGCGUAUGAAGAACACCCACACUUAUGAAUCAGAUAGGCUCUCUUGUGUGUGAGUAAUCUCCACAUUGUCACUCAGAUCUGACCAACGUCACACCUGCUAUCUACGCACCCACUUGCAUUAACUCGACAGUCAGGCAACCAGCCUGGCCAACUGGCAUUAACACAGCUAAUAGAGCAUCAACAAGGCAACAUUUCUUCACAAAAUUUCAGGGCUUUGCAAUGGCAAUCUCAUUGUCUGUUGGAAGGUGUGAGAAACAGUAAAAGCAGCAAAGAUGAACAGUGUGCAGAGCGUUCACACAGACAGUAACUCUCUGCUCAAAGCAGUCUAUUUGGGUCGUCUCCGCCUGACACGCCUCCUUCUAGAGGGCGGAGCUUACGUAAAUGAGAGCAAUGAGAAGGGUGAGACACCCCUGAUGAUUGCCUGUAAAAGCAGAUACUCUGACACCCAGGGGGUUCCAAAGGCAAAGAUGGUGGGAUAUCUUCUAGAGAGUGGUGCUGAUCCAAACAUACAGGACAAAAGUGGCAAGACUUCUCUGAUGCAUGCCUGCCUUGAGCAAGCAGGACCUGAAGUUGUGUCCCUACUCCUGGAUAAUGGGGCAGAUCCCUGUCUGGAGGACCAUGUAGGCUCCUCUGCUCUGAUCCAUGCCAUUAAUUCCAGUGAUGAGGAAACACUGAAACUGCUAAUGGAUGCUUUCAAGGCCAAAGGUAAAGAGGUCAUCAUCAUCACCACAGACAGACUUGUCUGCGGAAGUCAAGUGGCCAAACAGUAUCUUAAAAUUCCUUCACUAGACCAGUGGGAUAAGUCUCAUUCCUCCUCGAUACCAUGUGCUUCUCCUUCUGAGAUUCACCUCAGUACAUCACCUCAGGAGACAUUUUCCUCCGGCCUCUCAGAGCAAAUGUUCUCUUUCCAGGACCUGCAGACUAUGACCUGCUCUCAGACAACCAUUCCCUCUAACCAGCCACCUUUGGUAAACAGGAGACUGAACAAACUCCACCAUCUGCAGAGACUACACUCAGAACCAUGGCUGAAGAUCCCUCAGUCCUUUCUAUCAGAACAACAUGUCAAAGGUAACUCUCAAAUGGAAAAACUGCCUGACAUAACACCUGAAGAAGAAUGUGCUUUCAGCAUUGACAGACGGCUGCCUUUUAAUCCUCAGGUCAGCACUGACAUAAAAAAAACAACUAGUCAGUCUCAGCUUCAUGAAAACAACACAAGCAAUCGUGGAAAUCUAAGAGCAGAUGGAGCAAUGCCUCGCAACAUGUCCUUCAAUGGUUUAUCUUCACUGUACUCGCUCUCCCACCCAGAUCUUCACUCCGACAACAGUGAAUUCUUAUCAUCAGAGAAUGACUCCGAAAAGUUACUCCCUAACCUGGCAGUGUCCAGUCUAAUCAACAUUAUCCAGCGUCGAAAGCUUGGAAUGGAUCACUAUAGCUCUGAUUCACAGCUUUCAGUGUCAGGCAACUUCCCAGCAGAAGGUAAAAAACAGCUUGACAGCAGGCAACUUCCGACUUCACGAUCAUCCACUUUGAUAAGCACGCAGGAGUCAAUUGAGAGCACUUUACUGGGAAAUAUACACAAGAGACACCCAACCAAUCUAGAAAGGAGGGGAUCAGGGGCUCUUCUCACAGAUCUACCUUUCAACCCUCGACCAGGUUUUCUACCACCACUGAGCCAUCAUGCUUCAAUCCAACAAACUUCUGGAGCAAGCAGCUCCAGCAACAAGCCAACAUGUGGCUUGGUGACAGGAAUGAAGCAGUAUCUCCCAUCAGCUCCUGCUGGAUUACCAAAGGAUCUCAAGACCAGAAGAUUUCUGAUGAGAAGGCACUCCAUGCAGCCCGAACAAAUUAAACAGCUAGGUGACUUUAAGGAGAUCUUCGGUUAAUGAUGAUGAAAUGCAGUGUAUUGGUUAAAUAGACGGGAAUAUACAAAAACAUCUUAAAAAUCUAUCAUUUGCUAAAUAAAUUGGGGUAUGUGUGGAAGGGGGUUCAUAAUACAGCACACAUUUAAGAUUUAUUUUCCAUAGGUUUGAUCCUUUCAUUUUUCAGUUUCACUACUCAAUAGUGAAUUUAUGAAAAUUGCUUAAUAUAGUAAAGUUUACCUCUGUAAGUAUUAAUUAAUAUACCACUCAGGGUAAAUUGAAGUUUAAACCCCACCAUACAUAAUAUAUACACAGCUACCAGUAACUCGGUUUUGUGAAUAAAAUAUAUUUGAUUUGGCAUGAUUUUGAAUUCUUUAGGCAAAGGGCAAUAACACCCUCUUAAGAAAAGAUCUUAAAUAAUUCCUUGGUACUUAAGGGUUUGUACUCAGCAUUAACUUAUUAUUAACAUACUAUUAUUAAUAUUAUUAUUAACAGCAUUAAAUGAGUAGUUGUGUCAGAGUGAUAGUUCACCUUUGGAAUGCUACUGUCAAUUUAAGGUAGGUUUUCUUUGCCACCUUACCUUAAGGUACGGGUUUUUUGUUAACUAUGCAUCAUCCAUUGGUUCUAAUGGCAGUGUACAUGAAACUGCUGGGCACCAUGUCCGAUGUCCCUGUAGGAACAUCCUUUCACAUUUGGAGACAUUCUGUGCCCUCAGACAUUUUGGAGUUUGGAGACAUUUUGUGCCCUCUGGAAAUGUUCCGGCCAGUUUUUUGCACUCCUAAUGGCCAUCUGUCCAACAGAAAAUGCUGCCAUGUGCAUCUUAAUGUAGACCCAGAAAGAGACAAUUCUAGCUGACUCUACCAUCUGGCUGCAGAAAAAAUAUCAUAGAUAAGGGGUUCAAGCCUAGUGUUUUGUCAUAGUGAAUAAACUUUAUGUUUGCUUUAUGCUGCCCUUUUGAACAUGCUACAAGGGACCAGACCUAUGAUUUCAAGGUGUAUGUGAUCUGAUGAGGCACUGUGACAUAGGGCACUCGGUUCAGCAGGUCUGGUUUGACGGUUAGUGAGCAAGAUGAGCUUGUGACUAAAAUGAAUCAUAGUCUGUUCUGUCAGAAUGUUUGUUUUUUUCUAAGACAUGGCCAAUGGUACCCCAAAGGAAAAAAAGUGAUGAGUCUCUGGCCAGUGUGGGAACCAUAAUGGUCUGACAAACCUCCACUGUGCUAUCUGUGUUCCUGUACAGUUAAACCACUGUGAGUUCUUGUGCCAACUGAACACAGGACUGCUGUGGAAGUGAGUGAGAUAUUUGAUUGCACUGCAGAACACUUUACAUCUAGACUGCCUGUAGUUUUUACAAAAAUUUGCAUGGCUAGAGAUUUGCAUCGCUAGUUUCACUCUUUUUGCAUAAGUGACUAAGCUAAACGAAUGUAUGGAUCCGUACCAUGAAAUGAAUUUAAUGAAUUAAUUGUGAGUUCAGUCUAAGUUGGUGUCCUUUCAGUUUCAGCAGGAGAUUCUGGUUCAAGUUCUGGUUUCCAAAAACACCUGUCAAGCUGCUUCAAAUUCUGCUUCUACAAGAGACAUUGAUCAGAACCUUAGCACCUCUGUAUCUGCUGGUUCAAUAUUCUUCUUCUUUUGUACCAGCUUCGAUAAGCUUUCAGCACAGCAGACUGGUUAUGACUUUGAACUACUGAUCAAGAGGUUGUGAAUUUAAAUCUCAGUGCUACUGCAGGGUGCUUGAUCAUAGUAAAUAACUGAUGUUGGGCAUCAGUUGCUUGGGUGACUAUAAAUAAAUGGGUCAUUUGCCCAGCUGUGCUGAACUACACUGAUGCAUCAGGCUCUUAUCUUUAGAAUGCUCCAGUCCCAGGACUCACAUCAGCUAUAUCAAUGUCUGUCUCUGUAUGAAAUGCAGCUGUACUGAGCUCCAACAAGUUCACUAACAGCGCUUGAUUUAGUUCACUGCCUUCUAGCAUAGUACAAGAGCUCAUGCUUCCCGUUCCAGGGAGCUUUGCAUUCGUGCCUUUUUCACGUUUGUGUUCCAGCCGUGACAGUGCAGAAAAGCCUUUAAUUCAAUAAUAAUAAGUAAGUAGUAUCCUCAUAGAUUGCAAACUUCUUAUGUUGCAAUCAGCAUUACGCUUCAAUUAUCCUAGUCAAGACAAAACCUGCAUGUGAGUGAUUGUGAUUUUCUUUUGCUACCUGUGAUGGUCCACACAUGGACCUUCCACAAUAACAGUUGUAGAAGGGGAAUUAGUUAUAAUCACACUGUCCGGUGUCACCCAGAUGAGGAUGGGUUGCCUUUUGAGUCUGGUCCUUAUCAAGCUUUCUUAAUAACAUGUCAUUGAGUAUUUUUCUUUCCACCUUCACAUCUGGCUUGCUCAUUAGGGAUAAAAUUUAUAUCCUGAAUUUACAUAUUUCUGUAAAGCUUGUUGCGACAAUGUCUUUUGUGCUAUACAAAUAAAAUUGAAUUGAAAUUAAAUGCUGAACAUUCAAUGUCCCAAACAAUUUGGAUAUUGAUAUUGGACAUUGUCCAUCAUCCAUCAGAACUGGGCAGAACAGAAGCUUGCUUUACAUCCUGCCCAGAAUGUUCAGAAGUUAGGAAUUGUUCAUUCAUUCAUCUUCUACCGCUUAUCCGAACUAUCUCGGGUCACGGGGAGCCUGUGCCUAUCUCAGGCGUCAUUGGGCAUCAAGGCAGGAUACACCCUGGACGGAGUGCCAACCCAUCACAGGGCACACACACUCUCAUACUACAGACAAUUUUCCAGAGAUGCCAAUCAACCUACCAUGCAUGUCUUUGGACCGGGGGAGGAAACCGAAGUACCCGGAGGAAACCCCCGAGGCACGGGGAGAACAUGCAAACUCCAUACACACAAGGUGGAGGCGGGAAUCGAACCCCGACCCUGGAGGUGUGAGGCAAACGUGCUAACCAC
Tachysurus vachellii is the source of this 4829-nucleotide messenger RNA. It is a transcript of the gene ankrd34ba, whose product is annotated as ankyrin repeat domain 34Ba. The record is from RefSeq and is a predicted model, not a curated record. The transcript has 3 exons. NCBI's taxonomy places the organism in Eukaryota, Metazoa, Chordata, Actinopteri, Siluriformes, Bagridae. Gene Ontology annotation, molecular function: protein binding. The coding region runs from base 326 to 1936 and encodes 536 amino acids.